Ixodes scapularis (black-legged tick) is the source of this 2431-nucleotide messenger RNA. RefSeq lists its product as uncharacterized. Bases 16 to 2265 code for a protein of 749 amino acids. Gene Ontology annotation, molecular function: protein binding. The transcript is spliced from 13 exons. The record is from RefSeq and is a predicted model, not a curated record. Lineage: Eukaryota; Metazoa; Arthropoda; Arachnida; Ixodida; Ixodidae.
UAACUGAAGUGGUGGAUGGCGGUGCAGAGAAAGACCGUACAAGAUGCCUCACUCUUGACUUACAACCCCAGCAAGAUGGAGAGGUGUCGGGUGGUUCUUCUCAUCUGCUUUUUGUUGGAAACGAGCCCGGCGUCGGCGAUCUGGCUCUUUGAGGAUGACACUGGAUUGCGUGACCAGAUUAAUUUCAUCGAAAAGCCUUUCGAGUGCCCCAGAGAUCGCGGCUUGGUUCUCCCAAGUACAAUGAUUUGUGACGGCCAACCCCAAUGCUCUGACCCUUUUCGUGAAGAUGAACGCAACCAUGCUUGUGCUCCAAGAGAUUACUUGCUGCAGAACCUUACCCUGAAGGCCAGAAAUACCACGAAAAACUCCACUUUUCUGAAGUGGUCAUCUGGUGAGGCUCCCGAAACUGCGCGCCACUCAUCACUGAAGCUUGGAGGUUACCUUUUGACCGUAAAAUCCUUCGAUCAUCUCAUUGAAAGAAAACUAAGGCCAGAGCUCAUAAACUUUACACAGACUGACCUGAAACCGUGGACCGAGUAUAACAUCACUUUGAGAAGAUUCUACAUCGCCGUAGAUGAAGAGGAAAUUCUACCAAUGAAAGUUGGAAGGGCGGCAACCGUCACCAUAAGAACAAACCCGUCCGAACCUGCCGCACCAAAAGACGUUCGCCUCGUCCUGUCGGAGAAAAAAAAUUUACUUCUAGAGAUCAAGAGCCCUGAGUUCUGGAAUGGACCCCCUUCCAAAUAUCGCAUUCGUUGGGAACCGAAGGAUCGGCGAAGGGGUUCGUCAGGUUAUAGAGACAUCGAUAUUGCUUCAACGUGGACGCCUAAACAGAAAUGGACAACUACCAAUGUAACUCUUGAACCAGGACUACAAUACAAAGUGUUUGUGUCAGCCCAAAAUUCAAUAAGCACCGGCGUCAGUUUCUGGGGUCCCGAGUAUGCAAACGAAGUGACGACGAUUCCUUUAGAUCCAGUUGACCUUGUGGCAGAAUCUUUAACUCCUACGGAAGUUCUAAUCAGCUGGCGAAGCGCCGGCCAUUCUGAAUAUUUCCAGGUAACAGUGAAAGAUGUAAAUUCCGCAGAGGAUUCCUUUGACCAUAUUUUGUCAGAUUCGAAUGGGGAAGAGCACUUCCAUGCUCGUGUAAUAGUUGACUUAGAACCGUUGGCUUCGUCAGAACAAAGUCUCAUGGUCGAUGACCUUCUACCAUCAAGAAACUACACAGUAGAGGUCUUGGCAUGCACCUCAAACGAAUGCAGCGGAAAGCGUACGGCCAAAGUCAUCACCAAACCGACAGUCACCCCAAAACCCAAUAUUACGAGAGUAACUUCCAACCUUGAUUCCUUCGUGGUGAGCUGGACCUUCCCCCAGGAUGAAUCGGGUUACUACGACGGCUUUCAGGUGCAUUACUGCAGACAACUUUUGCUAUGUCAAGAAACCUAUACGUAUGUCAACCUUUUGAACGUGACCAACCUAACUCCCAACUCUACAUACGACGUGGAAGUUCGAGUUCGAAUUAAACAUGUCGAUGGGCGUGUUGAGCUGGGACCCGUGGCCACAGUUCAAGUGAAAACGUGGAGUAUACUUCCCCAAGAACCAGGAUUGGACAUUCGUGCUCCUGGAGCGUCAGCAAACUCCGUCCUUCUUUCUUGGGUCUUCAUCAACAGCAGCGUCACUCAACUACAGUUCCUUUGUAAACAAUAUCGGGGAGAAACGGCAGCCUCCGAACGUUUACAAAAUCCAAGUCCCGAAGAGAAAGUUUCCUGGACUAAUUGCUCGAGUCACGCUGGCUGCAGCGCAGUCGUCAUUGGUGGAGGGACGCCUUCCUUCAAAACGGGAUUCCUCAGUCUUAAAAAACUUCGGCCUUUCACAAAAUAUAUAAUUUCAGUGAGGGGCUGCAACAAGAGAGGAUGUGGAGGGGAAACCACUCUACCGGCUCAAACGAGUGUGUCAGCUCCGAGUGCACCACGAGAACUGGCAGUCUCGAAACAUGAGAGAAACGGUACCCUAGUCGUUUGGGAAAAACCUUUGGAACCAGCGGGCAACAUUAAUGGCUACACUGUUGCACGACGCUGUCCCAAUGGAGAACGGCUGUCUACUGUUGUUUCUGGAGACGUGCUCCGCACCAGUCUUGGAGGUUUACCACUUGGUGGAGCCAACUGCACAUUCUGGGUGACGGCUUUUAACGAAAACUCAGAAGGCCAUCUUCUACUAGGCAGGGCUGCAGAAAUUACGUUCCCGAAUCCAGUUCAAUAUAAGAAGUAAAUACAGAGACCCUAACAAACCGGGCCACGCUAAUAAUUACCCAUUUUAGGCAUUAUGAUAAUAAAGUAUGACAGCCAUAACUUUUAAACCGCGUUUGUGACGAAUUCAUGCAUACAAAUAAAACAUUCGGAGUGGUUUGUCAAUAAAACAAUUUCAAAAAUCCGGA